Protopolystoma xenopodis is the source of this 171-nucleotide messenger RNA. The record is from the annotation of a GenBank genome assembly. Lineage: Eukaryota; Metazoa; Platyhelminthes; Monogenea; Polystomatidea; Polystomatidae.
GUAUUGGAGGCCAUAGGACUUGGUGAGCUUGUUGAUGAAGACGGUACUCUUAGGAGCCCUAGAGAUCCUGCUCCGCUAUGGGAUGAUGAAGAAGAGCGAGACUCUGGCCCUAGUUAUAUGGAUAACACGGAAAAGGUGCAUUUUAAGAAUUCAGACAACUUUUUAGCAUAG